GCCGCUCCUCCGCUCGGCCGCGAUUGGCCGGGGCCAGUCUCCGCCCGCCGCGGCCCGUGGUCGCCUCGCUCCGCACGGCGCCUGCCGCAAUCACAGCGGCCGCGGCGGCGACACCUCCGCAGGCAGCGCGGGUUUUUCUUUUCUCCCAUUUGUGGAGUAAAUAAAGAAGAGGGAUGAUACUGAAAGCAGUUGUGCUGCUGGGCUGUGCUCUGGGCAUCAGCACGUUCCCCAUGGAAGAACCUGAAGAUGGAGGCAAGCACUGGGUGGUGAUUGUUGCAGGUUCGAAUGGCUGGUACAACUAUCGACACCAGGCAGACGUGUGCCAUGCGUACCAGAUUGUCCACCGAAAUGGAAUUCCUGAUGAACAGAUCAUUGUCAUGAUGUAUGAUGACAUUGCUGAUAAUGAUGAAAAUCCAACAAAAGGCAUUGUCAUCAAUAGACCUAAUGGCACAGAUGUGUAUGCUGGAGUGCCCAAGGACUAUACAAAGGAGGAUGUUACUCCAAAGAAUUUCCUUGCUGUUCUCAGAGGAGAUGUGGAAGCAAUGAAGGGCGUGGGAUCAGGAAAAGUACUGAAAAGUGGUCCCAAGGAUCACGUGUUUGUUUAUUUCACUGACCAUGGAGCUCCAGGACUUCUGGCUUUUCCUGAUGACGAUCUUCAUGUGAAGGACUUGAAUAAGACUAUUUGGUACAUGUAUCAUCACAAAAAAUACCGGAAGAUGGUGUUUUAUAUUGAAGCAUGUGAGUCUGGAUCUAUGAUGAAUCAUUUGGCUGAUAAUAUCAAUGUUUAUGCAACAACAGCUGCCAAUCCCAGAGAGUCAUCUUAUGCAUGUUAUUAUGAUGAUGAAAGGCAGACUUAUCUUGGGGACUGGUACAGUGUGAAUUGGAUGGAAGAUUCAGAUAUGGAGGAUCUAAGAAAAGAAACACUCCACAAGCAGUUUCAGCUGGUGAAGAAACGCACCAACACCAGCCAUGUGAUGCAGUAUGGAAACAGAAGCAUCUCCUCCAUGAAAGUGAUGCAGUUUCAGGGCAUGGGGAAGAAAGCUAUCCCCAUUUCUCUGCCACCUGUAGAACACUAUGACCUGACACCUAGUCCUGAUGUCCCUUUUGCAAUCAUGAAACGAAAGCUGAUGGCUACCAAUGACAUUUAUGAGGCUAGGAAGAUUGCUGCAGAGAUGAAGACACACCUGGAGGUGAAAGAAUUUAUCCAAGAAUCCAUGCGAAAGAUAAUCACCUUAUUAACAGGAUCAAAAGAACAGACCAACCAAAUUCUGUCAGACAGAUUGACCAUCAGCAAUUACGACUGCUACCAGUCAGCGGUGAACCACUUCAAAGCUCGUUGCUUCAACUGGCACUUACCAUUGUAUGAGUAUGCACUGAGACAGCUGUAUGCCUUGGUCAACGUUUGUGAAGAAGGGUACCCCAUUGACAGAAUAUGCCUGGCCAUGGAUCAAGUGUGCCUUGGGUAUUGAUGGAAACAACAGUCCCUAAUAUAACCCUUACUACAAGUGAUAACUUUUCAUAACUAAUAAUCGAGACUUUACAUGCAUGCCACAUGAAGAGAGUCAGCCGCGGUACUGGAACUGUGCUGGGAGCCGAGGCACCUGAACAUGAGCAAUACAGCACCUGC
Messenger RNA from Harpia harpyja (harpy eagle), 1627 nucleotides. It is a transcript of the gene LGMN, whose product is annotated as legumain. Gene Ontology annotation, biological process: vacuolar protein processing. The transcript has 14 exons. Gene Ontology annotation, molecular function: cysteine-type endopeptidase activity. The record is from RefSeq and is a predicted model, not a curated record. Bases 174 to 1469 code for a protein of 431 amino acids. NCBI's taxonomy places the organism in Eukaryota, Metazoa, Chordata, Aves, Accipitriformes, Accipitridae.